Molecule: messenger RNA, 1724 nt
Organism: Ixodes scapularis (black-legged tick)
Lineage: Eukaryota; Metazoa; Arthropoda; Arachnida; Ixodida; Ixodidae
Product: sodium/potassium/calcium exchanger 4
Exons: 10
Coding region: 217-1626 (469 amino acids)
Biological process (GO): calcium ion transmembrane transport; intracellular calcium ion homeostasis
Cellular component (GO): membrane
Molecular function (GO): calcium, potassium:sodium antiporter activity; calcium channel activity
Source: RefSeq, a predicted model, not a curated record
CCGUCUUCGGUUAGACCUUACAAAGCUGCUCAGGGCCACGCCUUCCUGUUUACAAAUCUGGAUACCUCAACGACCCCGAACCAUGUCCUGACGACGGCAUCCCGUGGUCGGCCUCCGACCCUGGGAGACGGCUGGCGAAGGCAGAAGAUUCUUCUGGUACUCGGUGUCCUGGUAGUGGUGCUCCCCGUCUCGCAAUGCUCCCCAGCUCAAGUUGAGAUGCGGGGCUGCAUCGAACUCCAAAGCAAGGAGUUUCCGGGCGACCUGUUCACGGCAGAGCAACGUCAACAAGGAUGGGUGGCGGUGCACAUCGUGGGGACGCUCUACGCCUUGGCGCUCCUGGCCACUGUCUGCCAAAAGUACUUCGUCCCGUCCCUGGAAGUCAUGGCCGACUACUUCCAAGUUCCCACCGACGUCGCUGGAGCCACGUUCAUGGCAAUGGGAACAUCGGCACCAGAGCUGUUUUCCUCCGUCUUUGGUUCCUUCGUCAGCGAAGGAGACAUUGGCGUGAGCACAGUGGUCGGGUCGGCGGUCUUCAACAUUGUCGGAGUCACCGGAAUCAUUGGAGUCCUCGUCUGGAAAAAAACAGUGAACAUCAGCUGGUACCCCGUGACGAGAGACUGCUUGAUGUUUGCCGCGACAGUUCUAACCCUGGUGAUAUUUAUCUGGGACAACAGCGUCAAGUGGUGGGAAGCUCUAAUUAUGCUAAUCAUGUUCAUCAUGUACAUAACCUUCAUGUCGUUUAACUCCUCGGUUUCCCUGUGGUCGCAAAAUAAAGUUCGCAAGAUGAAAUUUUCAAGCCGCCUGAAGCAGAUUAAUCCUGCGCCACUCGAUAAAGACGAGAGCUCUCCUCUAAUAUCCGGAAAACAACCCCUAUUUGACGAAGAAGCAAUGGAAACUCCCCAAAGUUCUGGUCCAAGCAGCCUCGAAGAUUCUACAGAAGCUGAGAAAGAAGUGCUCCUAAUGAGUGGUCAUGUGAGAAAACUGGAAAGCCAGGUAAUCGACGUUUGGACCGUGCCUGAAGGAAGCGCCGUGUACCGCAUCAUCUGGGUGUUGAUCUGGCCCGGUCUUCUCCUGAUGGCGCUCACCAUCCCCGACUGCCGACAGAGCCACCUGCGUGCCUGGUUUCCACUUACCUUUCUCAUGGCCAUCGUCUGGACCGGAGGGCUCUCCUACGUUAGCGUGUGGAUGGUCACCGUCAUUGGGGACACGUUUGGUAUUCCCGACACUAUAUCAGGAAUCACACUGCUUGCCGUGGGAACGAGCAUGCCGGAAGCAAUAUCAAGCAUCAUUGUGGCGAAGCACGGUCUGGGCAACAUGGCAAUCUGCAAUCUUCUGGGGAGCAACGUAUUCGACAUCCUGUUCUGCCUGGGCGCUCCUUGGCUAGUCAAGGCGGCCUUCUUCUCUGCCGAGCACAAAGUGUUCUUCGACAGCGCUGGAGUUAGCUUCAACGCCGCCGUCUUGUUGACCCUCGUAGUCGUCCUUUACUUGUCGCUACUUGGCUUCCGUUGGGAACUGGACUACAAAAUCGGAAUCCUCUGUCUGCUUCUUUACUCGUCGUAUAUCGUCGUGGCGUGCCUUUACGAGAUGAAUGUCUUCGGGGAUGUCAAUCCUUUUGUAUGUUCCUGAAUUGAAUGCACGGAGUGUGCAUUCAAUUCCUUGUGCCCCGAUAGCGGGUAACUUGAAAAAUAAUUCCGUGGGGACAAUAAGAACGUGAUUUAUUUGUA